CAAUUAGAAUGGCUCCCGGCACUACGGCUGACGUAAUCGAUCUCGAUCCACUCGCUCGAACGUUGGCGGCCGAAGGCUUGACUGAACGUAGGUUCGACACAAACCCCUCGCACGAGUGUGGCGAGACUAUGAUUGAACGUGGAUCACUGCUAUUACACUGCUAAUUUGCGAUUCACUGGCGAUCCUUGUCUUUGUUUGCCUGAGCGAGACCGACCAGCUGUUCACAGGCUCAGGCGGAUGCGAACCUGAGGUUGCGCGACGUUCUGAGCAAAUUGUCACACUAAUUGUAAUCGCCGGUAUGUACAGCUCUCCUGCCAGUCUGCUCUACCAACAUCUCGUGCCUUUACCACACUCAUCAGACUCUACAUUAUCUAGGUAUCUUGACUGUAACGUCAUGCCAGACCGAGGCAGGAAACGGAAGCUUGAUGUUCAACAUAACUAUGACGAAGCGCAAAAGGGUCUCGAACGUCUAAGCAUCCGAGACAAUAUCGACCCGAAUGCAGCACGAACGUCAAACCCCGUAUUGCCGCCUCCAUCGACGCAAGUCCGCAAACUAGCCAGGCUUCCGGCAAAGAGAAAGGCACCGGCUGCCAGACUUCCACGUCUACCGGAUUACACUCAGGCCCGCACAUCCACACAAGCCCAGACGUUGUCCGACUCAGAGUCUGAAGACGGAUCCGGAUCCGAAGAUGCCAAGUCCGACGACGAGCUCCCCGAGAGUGGCCCGGGAGAAGACGGCGAUGACCUUGAUAUGCCCUCGAUGGCUAACAUGUCGAUCCGCGACUUCGAGAUCAAUGAGUUCCUUCAGACCGAUCCCUACAAGAUCGUACCGGACCCACCUGUGGAAUUCGAACAACUCUUCGUCAGUGUGUCUGGGAAGGCGGUAUGGCAAGCACUUACACUGGCCCUAUCCAGCGUAUCCUACUCCGGGAAGGUACUGAAGUGCAUGUCGGACAUGACCAUCUGGACGCCGUACGAAGACCUCAGUCGCUGCGUCGUGCUGUACCCCGCCCAGCGCUGGAACUUUGGCACGUCCAGGGCUGAGCCCGCGGAGCGCAAGACAUGCAAAGCGUGGCCGCGCGUCCGCGAGACGCGCGACAUGUGCUUCUCCGCGGGCGGCGCCUGGCACUACUGCGGGACCUACCAGUGCACGGGCAUGUCCAUCAUGCGGCUUGACGAACUGUGCAAGCUCGACAAGUCGAAGAGCAAGACGAUGUUCAAUAGCCUCGUGCAGCAGACACCGCGAGUCCUCGGCGGAGCGAUUCAGCGGUCGAGCAUGCAGACGAUGACGUCGAUCAUGCAGACGCUGCGCGAUGCGUAUCAGGAUGGGCACUUACUCGUGCGAUGUUACGGGUUCCAGCUGGUCGGACACAAUGACCAGGUGAAGGAGGCAUUUCUAAGGUGUCUGUCGACCGUGAAGCAGAAGAAGGACAAGAAACGCGCGAAGAAGGAGAAGAGCGAGAG
Messenger RNA from Rhodofomes roseus, 1464 nucleotides. RefSeq lists its product as uncharacterized. The annotation marks the transcript as partial. The record is from RefSeq and is a predicted model, not a curated record. The transcript has 10 exons. NCBI's taxonomy places the organism in Eukaryota, Fungi, Basidiomycota, Agaricomycetes, Polyporales, Fomitopsidaceae.